Messenger RNA from Colius striatus (speckled mousebird), 1558 nucleotides. It is a transcript of the gene TEKT5, whose product is annotated as tektin 5. Gene Ontology annotation, biological process: cilium movement involved in cell motility; cilium assembly. Lineage: Eukaryota; Metazoa; Chordata; Aves; Coliiformes; Coliidae. The transcript is spliced from 7 exons. The record is from RefSeq and is a predicted model, not a curated record. The coding region runs from base 1 to 1440 and encodes 479 amino acids. Gene Ontology annotation, cellular component: nucleus; microtubule cytoskeleton; sperm flagellum.
AUGGAAUUUCUGGGAACUACACAUCUAGCCAGCUACUGUGGUACAAAGAAGAGCUGCCUGUUCCCGGAUAUAGCUCCCAUCAGCACAACCCAGGACACCUAUCGUGCCUACCCACCACCACGCUACCUCAGCCCCAGGAGACCUACAACACCUCACAAAGUGGUUUUGGUCCCUCCCUGCCCUGACAAUCAAUUUGUUGCCUGGCCGCCCACUGUCCUGCCUCCACUACGCUCUGCUCUGCAUGCCCGCUAUAGCACUCAUGACUGGCACCAAGCAAACAUGGUUCAGUUGAAAGGCUCUGAAGCCUCCAGGUGCAGUGCUGGUAGACUGAACACUGAUUCAAGGAGAAUGAUGCAAGAUAAGGAUCAACUGACUUACCAGAUGCAAGAAGACAGCAGAAGAGACCUGGGAGAAAGGAUCUGUGACAUUGAUUUCUGGAGAUCUGAGCUCACCUAUGAGCUAGAGUGUCUGCUGAAAGAGAUCCACGACUUGGAAACAGCAAAGAAGCGGCUUGAAUGUGCUGCAGAUGAAAUGCAAGGACCACUGAAGAUAACCCUUGAAUGCUUGUAUGAGCGUGAGAAGCGGGAGGAAAUAGAUUUAGUUCACGAUGAUGUGGAAAAGAACCUCAUAAAGGAAGCUGAUGCAUUCAAGGACUGUCAAGAAAUCCUUAAAAGAACUGCAGAGAGAAUAAGCCAGCAGCUGGACACCAACAGAUGUGUACAGCAUGCCCUGGAGAAGGAUCUUUCUGACAAAAACUCAUCCCAUUUUAUUGAUGACAAGUGCUUUAACCUAAGGAACACAUCAGACAACAUCAGCUUUUACCAUGGAGUGGAAAAAGCAGAUGGAAUGGCUUCAGUUCCUGCAACAUGGGCUAAGUUCAGUGAAGACAAUAUCAGGUGCUCUCAGAAGGCAAGGGCCAGCUCUGUGAGGCUGCGACAGGACGCAGAGGCUGUGCUGGAGGGCACUUCUGAGAGCGUGUGGAAUCAUUUUGUCCACACCAACUUGGCCUUUAGUAACCGUAUUGCUGAAGUGGCUGAAGUGAAGAACAAGCUCCAAGUACAAAUGGCCAAGAUACUUCAGGAAAUCUUCCAGACAGAAGAUACAAUCAUGUUACUGGAGAGAUCCAUAAAGGCAAAGGAGUACCCACUGAAAGUGGCACAGACCCGCCUGGAGAGAAGAACUAAACGACCCAAUAUAGAACUUUGCCAUGAUGCACCUCAUUAUCAGCUCGUCACUGAAGUUUGCAAUUUAGAUCAUACCUUACAGUCCUUAAAGCAACGUCUGCGAGAAGCUCAUGAUACUCUGCAGACGCUGUCCCUCGACAAAUCAAAGCUGGAACACCAAAUCUCCGUGAAGACAAACUCCUUCUUCAUUGACAAGAAGUGUAUGGACAUGCGCAAAUUCUUCCCCAGCACCCCACGGCUCAUGGGCUACACUUGAAGAGUAACCUUUGACGUCUUGGCACGUGAUAGAAAAGUUGAAAAGGCUGCAAAUAUUUUCUGAAGAAACAUUUCCCCAAAAAUAACAAAGUCCUAAAAAAAUAAACUAAUGAAAAUUA